Trametes versicolor FP-101664 SS1 is the source of this 582-nucleotide messenger RNA. RefSeq names its product cysteine proteinase. The annotation marks the transcript as partial. The transcript is spliced from 3 exons. Gene Ontology annotation, molecular function: deSUMOylase activity. Gene Ontology annotation, biological process: protein desumoylation. Lineage: Eukaryota; Fungi; Basidiomycota; Agaricomycetes; Polyporales; Polyporaceae. Gene Ontology annotation, cellular component: nucleus. The record is from RefSeq and is a predicted model, not a curated record.
UUGAGCACACCGCGAGAAUGGCUAUCCAGCAGUUGCAUCGAUGGCUGUUCCAUGCUGCUUCAACAUCUUUUCCCUAUCCCUGCCCAAUCUGUCGCUAUCUUUUCCACAUUUUUACCAAGCUUGGCAUUCUGUCCUGGGGCUAAUGAUGAUGCGUUGUGGCGCUUGGUUCAAAAUUCCCGUUACUGGGAGAAGACCAUAUGGUUAUUUCCUAUUCACCACAACAACCACUGGCUUUUAGGUAUCGUCAGGAUUCCAGCAAGAGUUAUAUCAGUGUUUGAUAGCUUUGGUGGUACAUCAUAUUGUGAGCUGUGGGCCAAGCUUCAUACCCUUGUGGUGAAGCUAGGCAAGUUGGCCCGUGCCAAUAACCAAAAUGCCCCAAUUGCUGACACUGGAUGGGAGGGAUAUCCUGCAACACUUUCAAAGCUCCAAACAAACUCUUAUGACUGUGGAGUAUGGGUUGUUGGAUGUAUUGUUGCAGUUCUUGAUGGUCAUACCACAUUGUAUGGGGAAGAGAGUCAGAUAGCAGGGUUUCGGUACUGGUUAUUCCUACAAGCAUCCACACUACCUACAUCACGUGCUUGA